Molecule: messenger RNA, 6006 nt
Organism: Uranotaenia lowii
Lineage: Eukaryota; Metazoa; Arthropoda; Insecta; Diptera; Culicidae
Exons: 2
Coding region: 1-6006 (2001 amino acids)
Biological process (GO): DNA integration
Molecular function (GO): nucleic acid binding
Source: RefSeq, a predicted model, not a curated record
AUGGCAACUGCGAACGACGAUGCACCAUCGCCAGCAACACCCAAUGAUGGAGUUUCCAACUGCGUGGCGUGUAAUCUCCCUGAUUCGGCAGGGAACAUGGUGCAGUGCGACGUAUGCGAUGAUUGGUACCACCUAACCUGCGCAGGAGUUACACCAUCCGUUGAGUUCCGCCCUUGGUCCUGUCCAAAAUGCCAGCCAGCGCUCAGCAUUCACAGCAGUGCGACAGCUUCCAGUAAACGUUCCCGAAAGGUUCAGCUACAGCUGGAGCAAUUGGAGGAAAACCGUAGCUUAGAGCUUAAGGCUCUACAGAUCCGCUUGGAAGCAAUCGAAGCCCAGAAACGACUGGUCGAUGCGAAGUACAAACUUUUGCAAUCCACCGUCAACGAUGUGGAUGAAACGAACAACACUCAGAGCCGGGUGAGCAGGAGGAUUAGUCGUCAGCUUACGACUGAUUGGUUGGAAAGCAUAUCCAAUGUCGUUGUAACUCCCGAACGUGCUCCAACCAAUGAUGCAACUUUUCCGACGGUCCCUACAGGCCAGCUGAACGGUCCAACUUCUAACACAUCUCCGACUAGUUCAAACCAACCUAUCGCUGGUUCAACUUUUCCCACAACCAGUGGUCGGAGUAUCAGUGAUACUCAUCUACCGACCUGGUUGGUCGUUCCGGAUUCAGCAUCUACCCAAAUUUUUCCCGCUGUUUCGGAAGCCAACUUGGGUCAACGGAUGCAGCAGUUGUCAACCGACAACCAUGGUGGAAAGAGAAGGUCAGCAGUCCAAUUUGCCGAUAAGAUAGCCACGGUAGGAGCUCCCGAACAACAAUAUCAUCGAAAUCCAGCCGGUUUCUUUCCCCAUGGCGAGCAGGUUACACCAAUUCCACGUGCGCCAUUUCAGGACCGUGCGCCUGUGCCUCACCCCCCUCAAGACAAGUAUAAAAGAAACCAACAUCAAGGUAAGACCGUUCCUAAUUCUUUUCGCCUAAAUUCCGAUCAAUGUAAUGAGCCCCAUGAGUCCCUGAUAUCACAGUUGGGACAUUGCCCCCCAAGCGAGUACGCAAAUAUCACCCAACAUAUGAACAGUUUUUCGCCUACCCCAUCUCAACUAGCAGCACGUCAGGUUAUCGCCCGGGAUCUCCCUAUCUUUUCAGGGGACCCGGAAGAUUGGCCAGUAUUUAUUAGCCAUUAUACUACCUCCACUUUAGCCUGUGGCUACAACCCUGUUGAAAAUUUAACUCGUCUUCAACGUUGCCUCAAAGGAGUAGCACUUGAAUCGGUCCGAAGCAGCUUACUUCUGCCCGAUUUAGUGCCUGAGAUAAUUGACACGCUACGCUUUCGUUUUGGCCGACCUGACCUGAUAAUUAAUGGCCUUUUACAAAAGCUUUGGAAUAUUCCUGCCCCCAAAGCUGAAAAAUUAGAAUCCCUGAUAGAAUACGGCACAGCCGUUCAAAAUUACUGCGCUCAUCUGGAAGCAUCUGAUCAAAACGCCCAUCUGUCAAAUCCAUCAUUGCUCGCCGCGUUAGUGAACCGUUUGCCGGUCGAUUACCAAAUGCAGUGGUCAGCAUAUACAGACGACAACAGUGAAGUGAGCUUAAAAGAAUUUGGUGAAUUUAUGAAAAUGUUAAUGAAACGAGCAAGCAAAGUUACUUCUUCGAAAAUAUGUGUUGUACCCAGUCGGCUGGAGGAACGGACUCGGCCAAAGCGAGGAGCUUUACACGCGCAUACCGAGAGCAGUCACCCAGCCAGUAACCACAGAGAGAGGAGAUGUAGCAUGUGCAGCCGGAACCACCAACUGAAGGAAUGCGACGAAUUCAAAGCGUUCACUCUUGAAGGACGCAGGCGAGUCGUGGAGCAAGAAAGACUAUGCCGCAAUUGCCUGAAUUUCCACGGCCACCGACCUUGUCGUUUGAGUGGAUAUUGCACUGUUAAUGGUUGUACAGUCCGCCACCACCCUCUUCUCCAUUCCAUCGGGGGUCAGCAGAUGCAGAAUAAUGCAGGCGAAUCUUCAAUGCGUUCAAACGAUCAUCAGUCCAACUCCAAUGGUCGUGGACCAUCCGCUUUCGAACCCAGUCCGCCCGCCGACAUCCACGUGCAUCGAAGUUUUCCUCAAGUUUGCCUGCUUCGCUUUGUUCCGGUCACAUUACACGGGAAGGGAAAUCUGAAAAUUGACACUUUCGCUUUCCUGGAUGAUGGUUCAUCGAAGAAAAACUGGUUGAUGAACUCGACGAGAACGGAACAUGGCUCCAAGGUGAUUGAGCUUCAGAUAUCCGGAACCGAUCAACGGCAUCAUAAACUACAAGAUACUCGCACAGUCAAAGAAUUAGCUCUUACCCCACAAACACUAGACUUUGGGACAUUGUCGGCUUCAUUUCGGCAUCUACGAGGACUUCCGAUAGCGAGCUACAGGAAUGCAGUUCCUCGUGUUUUGAUAGGGGUUAACAACCUUCAUUUGACCGUUCCGCUUCGUACAAAAGAAGGUCAGCCGCAAGACCCAAUAGCUACUAAAACAAGGUUGGGAUGGUGUGUCUACGGAGGAACAGGAUACCAAGAUACAUCUUUGUACGUGCACCGUUGUAGUUGCUCUGGUGAUGAUGCAUUGCACACAGCUGUUCGGAACUAUUUUGCUUUAGAAGACGUGGGGAUAACCGGGACAGCCAUUCUAGAAUCUGAGAACGAUAAACGGGCCAAGAGAAUCCUUGAAGAGCACACAAGUCGCCAAGGUGAUAGAUUCCAAACUGCCUUACUUUGGAAGUCCGAUUAUUAUGAGUUUCCUGACAGCCGUUUUAUGGCUGAAAAACGUUUCGAGUGUUUAGAACGUAAGCUUAAACGAAACCCAAAGAUGAUGGAAAACGUUACUAAGCAAAUAGAAGAAUACCAGAUGAAAGGAUAUGCCCGUCUCGCCACCGAAGGUGAAAUCAGAAACUCGGAUCCUCGGAAAACCUGGUACCUACCACUCGGCGUUGUAGUAAACCCCAAAAAGCCGGAGAAGAUUCGCAUGGUGUGGGACGUAGCUGCUACGGUUAAAGGUGUCUCGUUGAACAGCAUGCUUUUGAAAGGACCAGAUCAACUAACAACACUACCCUGGGUCCUCUUCCGUUUCCGACAAUAUGCUGUGGCAGUCUCUGGUGAUAUAUCCGAGAUGUUCCACCAAAUCCGUAUUCGUCCCGAAGAUCAGCAAGCUCAGCGUUUUCUCUGGCGGACCAAUCCAAAUAAAGUUUUCGACGUUUUUGUUAUGCAGGUGGCCACUUUCGGUUCAACUUGCUCCCCAGCAUCUGCUCAAUUCAUAAAGAAUAAGAACGCACGAGAGUUUGCGGAUGUCUAUCCUCGAGCUGUUGAAGGAAUCAUCGACUGCCAUUACGUGGACGACUACGUCGAUAGCUUUGGGACAGAGGAAGAAGCUCAACGAGUUGCUCGAGAAGUCAAGGCCAUUCACGCGCGAGGAGGUUUCAACAUUCGUGGUUGGAGAUCCAAUAGCGUGAAAAUACUCCAAGGACUUGGAGAGGCAACAGAUCCUAAUCCCAAAGAACUAAACACACAGCACGGCAUCAUCGAGAGGGUUCUUGGAAUGCACUGGCUUCCCAAUGAAGAUACUCUGGCAUAUUCCACCAACUUUCAGCCACAAAUAAACGACAUAAUUUCAAACAGAAUGCGGCCAACGAAACGACAAGUACUGAAGUGCUUAAUGAGUGUAUUCGACCCUCUGGGUCUUCUAGCGGCCUUUGUCGUUCAAGGCAAAAUACUUCUCCAAGAUAUUUGGAGAGCCGGUACUCAAUGGGAUGAAGAAAUCGACGACCAAGUAUUCGAAAAAUGGACCAGAUGGAUAGAUCAGUUCCCACUUAUAGCAGUCCUCCAGGUUCCAAGAUGCUACUAUCUAGAUGCUACUGAAACACUCUACAAUAAUCUUGAACUGCAUAUAUUUGCCGACGCAAGCGAAGAUGCUUACGCAGCCGUAGCGUAUUUUCGUAUUUCCAUCAAUAGCAAGGAAUAUAAGUGCACUUUAGUUGCGUCAAAGACAAAGGUAGCUCCUCUACGACAUUGGUCGAUUCCCCGGCUUGAACUCCAAGCUGCUGUAUUAGCUGCGCGACUAGAAACAUUUAUUAAAGAAGGCCAUACAUUGCAAAUACAUCGUACGGUAUUUUGGUCGGAUUCGAGUACAGUACUAGCCUGGAUACGCUCGGACCAUCGAAGAUAUUCGUCGUUUGUGGCAUGUCGAGUAUCUGAAAUAUUAUCUACCACUUCUAUCGCUGAUUGGCGAUGGAUCUCAACGAAGAUGAACGUUGCUGACCUGGCCACAAAAUGGGGACAAGGUGGCCAACUGGACGUGGAUGGUCCAUGGUUCAACGGACCGGAAUUCUUGAAAAUGGAAGAAACAGGGUGGCCGCACCCCAAGUCAAUACAACCAACGGUAGAAGAACAAAAAAUCUGUGGGGUCCAUCAAAGUUUAGAAAUUCCAGAGCCGCUGGUUGAUGUAUCCAGAUUUUCUAAAUGGGAGAGACUGACCAGAGCAAUGGCCUACGUAUUCCGAUAUUUCAAUAACUGUAAGAAAACACGUUGCAAGGUCAGCAGUUUGUAUCCCACGCAAUCCGAGUUGAGGCUCGCCGAAGAUUACCUUUUCCGAAUGGUUCAAAGAGAAGCUUUUCCAGACGAGGUACACCAGCUACUGGCACGAAUCAGCGAGCCGAAUGAAAAGCAGGUCGCCGAAGGAAGAGGCAGCAAACUUUACAAGUUGUCACCUUACCUGGACGAACACCAAGUUCUACGAGUCGACGGGCGGAUUGGAGCGGCGGCUAAUGUGGACAACUGCAUUAAGUAUCCAGUGAUUCUAUCAAAACAACACCGUGUCAGCGAUUUGAUCAUCGAUUUUUAUCACCGCAAGUUCCAUCACGCUAAUUUUGAAACCGUGGUGAACGAAUUACGUCAGGUUUACCAUAUACCACAAGUACGAUCCCGCGUGAAGCAGAUUGUGAAGCGUUGUCAGUUCUGCAAAAUCAACAACGCUCGACCUCAAAUUCCAAGGAUGGCUCCUUUACCAGCGGCGAGAUUAGCAACGUGCACACGACCGUUCACUUUCGUCGGGUUGGACCUGUUUGGUCCACUCCAGGUUAAAGUUGGUAGGAGCUCGGUUAAACGGUGGAUCGCGCUAUUUACCUGUUUGACAGUGCGCGCUGUCCACGUCGAAGUAGUAUUCAACCUAAGUACGGAGUCGUGUAUUAUGGCGGUCCGGAGGUUUGUUGGUAGGCGAGGAUCACCAUUAGAAUUCUAUUCAGACAACGGCACAAACUUCCGGGGAGCCGACAAUGUGCUGCAGAGACAAGUUUCCAACAUCGAAGAAGGACUGGCAUCUACGUUCACCAACACUGCAACGAAAUGGGUCUUUAUACCACCCGGCACACCACACAUGGGCGGCGCUUGGGAGCGCAUGGUUCGUUCGGUGAAGAAGGCGAUGGAGACGAGCGUGAACGCGUGUCGAAAACUGAGCGAUGAGGGUCUGUGGACUCUAGCAGUCGAGGCUGAAGGAAUAGUGAAUUCCAGACCGCUUACGUACCUCCCGAUUGAGGCAGCGGAACAAGAAGCUCUUACUCCUAACCAUCUGUUAAUCGGAAGCUCCAACGGUAUCAAGCAGCCGACUGUAGAGCAAGUAGACGAAAAAUUGGCGCUGAAAAAUACUUGGCACCAAAUACAAACUCAAGUGGACACUUUCUGGCGUCGAUGGAUUCGUGAAUACUUGCCGGAUUUGACUCGGCGUACAAAAUGGCAGAGUGAAACUCGACCGAUUUGCGUAGGAGACUUGGUGAUCAUUGUGGAUGAGGCUAGAAGAAAUGGUUGGGUCCGCGGACGUGUUAAUGAGGUCAUUCCAGGGCAAGAUGGGCGUGUAAGAAAGGCGAUUGUUCAAACUCAUAGGGGGCUCACUAGGCAAUCGGUCUCUAAGUUAGCUGUACUUGACGUUGGGGCUGAGGUCUCAAAGUUAGCUGUAUUUGAAGUUGCGACUAAGGGUAACCCGGGAUCAUCCUGA